Molecule: messenger RNA, 982 nt
Organism: Schistosoma bovis
Lineage: Eukaryota; Metazoa; Platyhelminthes; Trematoda; Strigeidida; Schistosomatidae
Source: the annotation of a GenBank genome assembly
AUCUUAGCGUUACCGUUGUGGUGUGUUCUCACUUCCAAACAUUGGAUUAUGUGGUAAUGGUAUAUUUCUUAACUAGUUCAUUUUCAAAGGUGGAGAUGUGUCACAGUGUUCAGUCACAAAUAUAUUUUUGAGUUUCACAGCUUAUGCGUCAGAUGCAACCGUAUGAUUCACCAGUUGAUCUCAGAGAUGAUUAUGCUAAUGAGAAUGAAAGCACAUCAGAUUUACGUAGAAGGUUACGUAGAAAUGGAAUGUUACCUCCCCUACUUUUUUAUGAUCGCUCAAUAAAUAUUGGACAUACAGGAACUAUAGUUGAUCCGUACAUCCCUCCUGAUGGUGAUGGUCAAAGUUCAUUGCUGUCAACAAAGAGACUGACUAUUUUAAAAGAUAAUCUUCUUAAUAAGGGAAAAAACUAUAAGGAUUCGUCGCUACUAAAAUCACAUGAACCAUCAUUUAAUUCCAAACAGUUUGCUAUUGAAGCUGAAAAUAUUUAUGUUGAAGCCCAUGAUUUGUUACAAAAUUAUCGUCAAAAUGAAUCCCGAUUAUUUGAACUAGUUACGGAAAAAGCACUAGUAGAUAUGACUGCUGACCUAAAACUUCGAACUCUGCAAUGGAAGUUUGUGGGUAAUAUUGAGCCACCUAGAGUUGUACAAAUACGCUGCAAGGAGCUUAUAUCUAAAGGCAAUUUUUAUGCUCAAGUUACAGUUCGUUUCUAUACACAACAGAUUUUAUCCAUUUAUAAUCGUUUUGGGCGCCUACUAUAUGGCAAUCCGGAUACUGCUGUCGAUGUGCUCGAUUAUGUUGUAUUUGAAAGACAUGUUUCCGAUGAAUAUGGUACAUGGAGAUUACACGGUAAAGUCUCUCAUCCAAACUCUACAGCAAACUACACCUAUAUACCUACUCAGCGGUUAUUCUCAGUGAAUUCAUCAACAACAUCGGAAUCAAACAAAUUGAUCGCAAAUAGUCGAAAUAAUAUUGAUGAUCC